This is a messenger RNA of Osmerus eperlanus (European smelt), 2363 nucleotides long. RefSeq names its product Usher syndrome 1C (gene ush1c). Gene Ontology annotation, cellular component: photoreceptor inner segment; stereocilia ankle link complex; stereocilium tip. Lineage: Eukaryota; Metazoa; Chordata; Actinopteri; Osmeriformes; Osmeridae. Gene Ontology annotation, molecular function: protein binding. The record is from RefSeq and is a predicted model, not a curated record. Gene Ontology annotation, biological process: inner ear morphogenesis; inner ear receptor cell stereocilium organization; retinal cone cell development. Bases 103 to 2106 code for a protein of 667 amino acids. The transcript has 23 exons.
GUGUAAACCUCCGCCGAUGGCUCCGACGUCCACACGCAUUCAGUAAGACACAGCACAAUCAGACAUCGGUCGGUGAAAUAGAAGGCUAUUAUUCCGGUCAAAAUGGAACGAAAAGUAGCACGGGAGUUUAGACACAAGGUGGAGCUGCUGAUUGACAACGAGGCAGAGAAGGACUACCUGUACGAUGUUCUCCGGAUGUAUCACCAGUCUAUGGAACUGACAGUGCUGGUGGGAGACCUGAAGCUGGUGAUCAAUGAACCCAUCCGCCUGCCCCUGUUUGACGCCAUCCGGCCACUCAUCCCUCUCAAACACCAGGUGGAGUACGACCUGCUUACCCCCAAGAGGUCCCGCAAGCUGAAGGAGGUGCGUCUGGAUCGCACCCACCCGGAGGGGCUGGGCCUGAGUGUGAGGGGGGGGCUGGAGUUUGGCUCCGGGCUCUUCAUAUCCCAGAUCGUGAAGGAUGGACAAGCUGGAAACGUGGGGUUGCAGGUUGGAGACGAGAUUGUCCGCAUCAAUGGCUACUCCAUCUCCUCCUGUAUCCACGAGGAGGUCAUCAAUCUCAUCAAGACCAAGAAGACUGUCUCCCUCAAAGUCAGGCAUGUGGGGAUGAUUCCAGUGAAGAGCUCUUCUGAAGAGGCCCUCAAGUGGCAGUUUGUGGACCAGUUUGUGUCUGAGUCUGGGGAGAAGAAGAGCAGCGUGGCUGGCCUGGCCUCCAUGGGAGGGAAGGAGAUCAAGGAGAAGAAGGUGUUCCUGAGCCUGGUGGGCACCAAGGGCAUGGGCAUCAGCAUCUCCAGCGGACCCACCCAGAAGCCGGGCAUCUACGUGAGCAACGUGAAGCCUGGCUCCCUCUCUGCUGAAGUUGGACUGGAGAUUGGAGACCAGAUUGUGGAGGUCAAUGGGGUGGAGUUUACCAACCUGGACCACAAAGAGGCGGUCCGAAUUCUGAAGAGCAGCAGGAGUUUAACCAUCACGGUUCUCACUGGAGCUGGCAGUGACCUGUUCAUGACGGAUGAGGAGCGCUUGGCGGUGGAGGCUCGCAGGCAGCUGGACAGACAGGAGCUGAUGCAGCAGAAGAGGCUAGCUCUGGAGACCAACAAGAUUGUGAAGGAACAGCAGGAGAAGGAGAAGCAGAGGAAGAUGGAUAUUUCUCAGAAGACGGCCGAGGAGGAGGAACGCUACAAGCAGGAGAUGGAGAAGAUUGAGGCAGCAGAGCGGAAACACAACAGGGAGUGGGAGGAGGACUGGGGGGCCAGAGACAAGCCCAGGAGCCCUAAAGGCCCCAGAAGCAAGGCAGAGAUCAACACCCCUCCACCCAAGUCCAAACACUCCGCUUUCGGAUGGUUUUAUCGAUAUGAAGGGAAGCUGCCCACACUUCGCAAGAAAGGAGAGAAGAAUAAGAAGAACAAGAAGAAGACCUCCAGCACGGACACACUGCAGGAGCUGAGGAAGAACAAGAAGCAGAUGGAGUUUGAGCUGAAGCUGGCCAAGGAGAAGGAGGAGAUGCAGGAGCGAGAGAAGCAGCUCAAGAUCAGCCGGCUGGUCCAGGAGGUGUCGGAGACAGAGCGAGAGGAUCUGGAGGAGUCAGAGAAGGUGCAGCACUGGGUGGAGCGUCUGUGCCAGACCCGGCUGGAGCAGAUCUCCUGCGUGGAGAACGAGUCUCCAGAGCCUCCAGAGAUGCUGAAAAGGAUGGUGCCGUAUAAUAACACCUCCUUGAAGGCCAGCAAGAGACAAGUCUUUCAGAAAUAUGUGGAGGACUUUGAUCCAUACUCAAUGUUCUCCACAGAGCAGAUAGAAGACAGAGAUGUUCGGCUACUCAGAAUCAAAAAGAUCGGACAACUUGACCUAGCCGUGGAAGGGGGGGUUGACUCCCCCCUGGGAAAGCUAGUGGUAUCUGCCAUCUAUGAAGGUGGUUCUGCAGACAAGCAUGGCGGGAUCGUGCCAGGAGAUGAGGUGAUGGCGGUGAACGGCAAGAUCCUGACAGACGUGUCUCUGACUGAAGGACAGAACUCUCUGGCGAGGGCCUGGAACAGUGGAGGGGACUGGAUCGAUCUGGUGAUUGCCGUGUCUCCCCCCAAAGCCUAUGAGGAUGAGGUGACGUUCUUCUAGUUAUGAUCUUCAGCCUGCCAAACACGCUGCACCGCAAACACCAAGAAACCAUCUUCCUACAACUGUCCCGUUUCAGUUGGCGUCACCACGUUCCUGAUCACUUUCAAUACCACAGUAUCAUGUUCAUUAUCUAAGGGUUUUAAAUGAUCCAAUAAAACAAUAUUGUGACACAUUCCCAUCUGAGUUGCUGAUAUGCUGUGCACCAUAUAUGCUGAGCAGAAUUGUAUAGAAAAUCAGUCGGUAAGUUUUUAAAAUCG